AUGAAGGCAAGUAAAUCCAUUCAGAGAGAUAACUACUUCAGAAACAGAUCACAGCUCUUUGUACACCAAAGAAUACACAGAGUCGAGAAACCUUUUGAAUGCUCAGAGUGUGGAAAGAGAUUCAAUACCAGUGACCAUCUUCAAGUACACCGGAGAACCCACACAGGGGAGAAACCUUUUGAAUGCUCAGAGUGUGGAAAGAGAUUCAAUACCAGUGACCAUCUUCAAGUACACCGGAGAACCCACACAGGGGAGAAACCUUUUGAAUGCUCAGAGUGUGGAAAGAGAUUCAAUACCAGUGACCAUCUUCAAGUACACCGGAGAACCCACACAGGGGAGAAACCUUUUGAAUGCUCAGAGUGUGGAAAGAGAUUCAAUACCAGUGACCAUCUUCAAGUACACCGGAGAACCCACACAGGGGAGAAACCUUUUGAAUGCUCAGAGUGUGGAAAGAGAUACAGUCAGAGUAGCAGUCUUCAGAAGCAUCGAAGAACCCACACGGGGGAGAAACCUUUUGAAUGCUCAGUAUGUGGAAAGAAAUUCAGUCAGAGUGGAACUCUUCAACAGCAUCAGAGAACCCACACAGGGGAAAAACCUUUUGAAUGCUCCGAGUGUGGAAAGAGAUUCAGUCGGACCGGCACUCUUCAGCAGCAUCAGAGAACGCACACAGGGGAGAAACGUUUUGAAUGUUCAGUAUGUGGAAAGCGUUUCAGUUUGAGUGGCCACUUUCAACAGCAUCAGAGAACUCACACAGGGGAGAAACCUUUUGAAUGCUCAGAGUGUGGAAAGAGAUUCAGUCAAAGUGGCAAUCUUCAACUGCAUCGAAGAACCCACACAGGGGAGAAACCAUUUGAAUGCUCAGAAUGUGGAAAGAGAUUCAGUCAUAGUGGCUGCCUUCAAGAGCAUCUAAGAACCCACACAGGGGAGAAACCUUUGCAGUGCUCAGUGUGUGGAAAGAGAUUCAGUCAAAGUGGCACUCUACAGAAUCACGAAAGAUCCCACACAGGGGAGAAACCUUUGCAGUGCUCAGUGUGUGGAAAGAGAUUCAGUCAAAGUGGCACUCUACAGAAUCACGAAAGAUCCCACACAGGGGAGAAACCUUUGCAGUGCUCAGUGUGUGGAAAGAGAUUCAGUCAAAGUGGCACUCUACAGAAUCACGAAAGAUCCCACACAGGGGAGAAACCUUUGCAGUGCUCAGUGUGUGGAAAGAGAUUCAGUGUGAGUGGCAAUCUUCUACAGCAUCAGAGAACCCACGCAGGGGAGAAACCUUUUGAGUGCUCAAAGCGUGGAAAGAGAGUUACACUCUUCUACUGCAAUGAGGAACCCACACAAGGAGAAACAAUGUAA
Gekko japonicus is the source of this 1347-nucleotide messenger RNA. Its product is annotated as zinc finger protein 135-like. Gene Ontology annotation, biological process: negative regulation of transcription by RNA polymerase II. NCBI's taxonomy places the organism in Eukaryota, Metazoa, Chordata, Lepidosauria, Squamata, Gekkonidae. Gene Ontology annotation, molecular function: DNA-binding transcription repressor activity, RNA polymerase II-specific. Bases 1 to 1347 code for a protein of 448 amino acids. The transcript has a single exon. The record is from RefSeq and is a predicted model, not a curated record.